CUGACCUACUCGGGGCUUCGCAGUGUGAUUGUGAAGAUUUCCCCUUUAGAAGCAUUCUCUCUCUGACGCAGAGGAAGCGAUGGAGAUCAGUCCCAAGAUCAUUGGCAAAGACGAGGUCAUAGCGAAACUCAAGGACGACGGCGACUUCGACAAACUCCGCCUCAAAAUCAUUCGCAAGCUCAGGGACAACGAGGAGUUGCGGAAUGAGAUUAUUUUGACAGUGAAGCAGUCAGCAGCACUUAAUCGUGCAGGUGCUGAGAAUAUGAAACCCAGACAAUUAUCUGAUGCCAUAUAUGAUGACGUUGGGAAUAAAGUAAUGAGCCGGAUAUCUGAUGGUUUGUGGGAAACAAUUAGAUCAGGUGAUGGCAUGAAAAAUGAAAUUACAGAAACUGUACAAUCUGUUUAUAACAAAUUAUUAAACCCAAAAUGGAUAGAAGGGGGUGAAUCAUCCACCCAUGGCAUGAUGCCAAAGCAGAAGGAAGCUGAAAAUAACCGUUCCAUUGCAGCCUCAGCUAGUGAAGCUGAUGACAUGUUUUCUGAUAGUGAGCCAAAAGAACCUCCAGGUUUUUCUCUCCUCAAUAACCAUCAGAACAACAAGAAUGAGGAGCAACACAGACAGGAGCUUCAGCCUCCAAUGCCUCACAAAAGAGAACCUGUUGAAGCACCGGAGGAAGAUACACACCACCCAAAGGUUGUCUUGGAGCCAGAAUACGUUGAUCUUGGUGUGCCACCUGGCUUUCCUGCAGAAUUGGAGCAGAAGCAGCCAUGUGAUGGUAGUGAUGAGGACCCUGAUGUGCCUCCUGGUUUUGGCUGAUGCGAUGACAAGCAAUGCAAUUGAUCUCUCUAUCCUGAAGCAUUAAA
Messenger RNA from Juglans microcarpa x Juglans regia, 861 nucleotides. RefSeq lists its product as uncharacterized. The record is from RefSeq and is a predicted model, not a curated record. The coding region runs from base 80 to 814 and encodes 244 amino acids. The transcript has 3 exons. NCBI's taxonomy places the organism in Eukaryota, Viridiplantae, Streptophyta, Magnoliopsida, Fagales, Juglandaceae.